AUGAUGAACAUUAAUGGUACAGAGUCUUGGCUUUUCAUCAACACUUCCUUUAAUACACCUCAAAUAUCGGGUCCAGCAAACACAAGUGGUAUGGAAAGAUAUCUUCAAAGACUGGCACAUUUAGAUGAGGGGCUCUACAAUGACUUCUAUGGCCUUUGGAUUGCACUGGUGGUCAUAAACUCCCUUAUUUUCCUGGUGGGCAUGGUGCUCAACAUAGUUGCACUUUAUGUUUUCUGUUUCCGCACCAAGCAAAAGACCACCUCAGUCAUCUACACCAUCAACCUGGCCGUGAGUGACCUCUUGGUGAAUCUCUCUCUACCGACUCGCAUCCUGCUCUACUACAGUGGAGGAGCUUGCAUCACCUGCUCAUAUCUGCACAUCUUCAGCUACUUUGUCAACAUGUACUGCAGCAUCCUGUUUCUAACCUGCAUAUGCGUCGACCGGUACCUUGCCAUUGUGCAGGCUGAAGCCUCUCGUCGUUGGAGGAACUCCAGUGUGGCCAAAUGUGUUUGCAUUUCUGUAUGGCUGUUUGCCAUUGUGGUUACCUACUCCUUUCUUUCCACCGCUUUUCAGCACACAGGCUGCUGUCUCUCAAAGCUCCUCUUUCUCACCAUCUUUGAGUUCUUUCUACCACUUGUCAUCAUUGUGGUCUUCACUUUGCGCAUUAUGUGGGCUUUAACAGACCGUCGUCUGAUGCAACAGAGCAGGGAUAGGAGAAGGAGAGCUGUCCAGCUGUUGACAACUGUGCUGAUCAUCUUCACAGUCUGUUUCACACCCUUUCAUGUUAGACAGGUGGUGGUAUACUUCUACCCUGACAUGCCUCACCAUGUGAUAGUGUACCAUCUAACUGUCACCCUCAGCAGUUUGAAUAGCUGUAUGGAUCCUGUUGUCUACUGUUUUGUUACAAAUAAUUUCCAGGCCACUAUGAGACAUCUUUUCCGCCGCGCGGAGCCCAAGCAGACCAGUGGUGACGUUGUCAGUAUGCAGCACAGCUCUAAAGCCUCAGCAGGGACGGACAACGCCAUAACUAAUAAUGUUAUAUUGAUGACCAAGAUUCUCAGAUCACUGCAGAGCAGCAACACAGGAAAGGACCGCACACUAUAAAAUAUUUUACAAAGGGUGCAUAAAACUAAAAGUUAUAGGGAUGGCACAGUUAAAGUUCUGAGUUCUGCAACUUGCUGACCACCAGAACUCAACACAGACACUCAGUGCUGCCAU
This is a messenger RNA of Neolamprologus brichardi, 1218 nucleotides long. RefSeq names its product G protein-coupled receptor 20-like. Gene Ontology annotation, cellular component: plasma membrane. NCBI's taxonomy places the organism in Eukaryota, Metazoa, Chordata, Actinopteri, Cichliformes, Cichlidae. Gene Ontology annotation, biological process: positive regulation of Rho protein signal transduction; phospholipase C-activating G protein-coupled receptor signaling pathway. Gene Ontology annotation, molecular function: G protein-coupled receptor activity. The record is from RefSeq and is a predicted model, not a curated record.